ACAUGAAUAAACACGGUGCGGUCCAGAGGGGCAGAAGGGAGAAGUGAUGGAUCUUGCUGGUGAGGAAGCUGGUAUGUGGUUGGUGUCCAGAGAAGGCCUCAAAAAGGAGGAGAAGCUUCUGGGGAGCCUUGGAGGAUCAGGAGGAGUUGGCCAGACCAGAUAGGGUUGGAUGACUGCCUGCAACAAUAUGUCCACAAGUUUGAACGGGAGAAGAUCAAUGGCGAGCAGCUGCUGCAGAUUUCCCAUCAGGAUCUGGAGGAGCUGGGGGUCACACGGAUCGGACACCAGGAGCUUGUGUUGGAGGCUGUGGACCUUCUCUGUGCACUGAAUUAUGGCCUCGAAACUGAUAAUAUGAAGAACUUGGUUCUGAAACUGAGAGCAUCCUCCCACAAUUUACAGAAUUACAUAAGUAGCCGGCGGAAAAGUCCCGCUUACGAUGGAAACACCUCCCGCAAGGCCCCCAAUGAGUUCCUGACCUCCGUGGUGGAGCUCAUCGGCGCCGCCAAGGCCCUGCUGGCCUGGCUGGACCGGGCUCCGUUUACAGGGAUCACUGAUUUCUCAGUCACGAAGAACAAAAUUAUCCAGCUUUGCUUGGACCUGACCACUACAGUCCAGAAGGAUUGCUUUGUAGCAGAAAUGGAGGAUAAAGUUUUAACUGUGGUCAAGGUUUUAAAUGGCAUCUGUGACAAAACAAUUCGAUCUACCACAGAUCCUGUGAUGAGCCAGUGUGCAUGUCUGGAGGAAGUUCACUUACCAAACAUUAAACCUGGGGAAGGCCUGGGCAUGUACAUCAAAUCAACCUACGAUGGGUUACACGUGAUUACUGGAACCACAGAAAAUUCUCCUGCAGACAGAUCUCAGAAGAUUCAUGCUGGUGAUGAAGUCAUUCAAGUUAAUCAGCAAACUGUGGUGGGAUGGCAGCUGAAAAAUCUGGUGAAGAAAUUGAGAGAGAAUCCCACAGGAGUUGUGUUACUGCUUAAGAAGCGCCCCACUGGGUCUUUCAACUUUACUCCUGCUCCCCUGAAAAACCUACGGUGGAAGCCACCUCUUGUACAGACCUCACCUCCACCUACGACAACCCAGUCCCCUGAAAGCACUAUGGAUACCUCGCUGAAGAAGGAGAAGUCAGCCAUCCUGGAUCUUUAUAUUCCUCCUCCGCCAGCUGUUCCCUACUCUCCCCGGGAUGAGAAUGGCAGUUUUGUUUAUGGAGGGUCCAGUAAGUGCAAACAACCACUGCCUGGUCCUAAGGGUUCAGAGUCCCCGAAUUCCUUCUUGGACCAGGAAAGCCGGAGACGAAGAUUUACCAUUGCCGACUCAGAUCAGUUGCCUGGUUAUUCGGUGGAAACCAACAUUCUGCCCACAAAAAUGAGAGAGAAAACACCAUCUUAUGGCAAGCCACGGCCUUUGUCCAUGCCUGCUGAUGGGAACUGGAUGGGGAUUGUGGACCCUUUUGCCAGACCUCGAGGUCAUGGCAGGAAAGGGGAGGACGCCCUUUGCCGGUAUUUCAGUAACGAGCGGAUUCCCCCGAUCAUCGAAGAGAGCCCCUCUCACCCAUACCGGUUCUCCAGACCCACGACCGAGCGGCAUCUGGUCCGGGGUGCGGACUACAUCCGAGGAAGCAGGUGCUACGUCAACUCAGAUCUCCACAGCAGCGCCACGAUUCCGUUCCAGGAGGAUGGGACCAAAAAGAAAUCGGGCUCCUCAGCUACGAAGUCCUCCUCCACAGAACCGUCCCUCCUGGUCAGCUGGUUUACGCGCCUGAAACUGUUGACUCACUGAGAGGGACCCUGCUCAGGCCACCUGCCUGGCUCCUGCCCCAAGUGCCUUGCUUUUACAGUGGACAGCCUGUUCCCAUUUCAGCCUCAGUAUUAUGUAGUGACCUUAUGUAAUUUCUUUUUUUUUUUGAAAAGUUAUCUACUGCCCUUCUUGGAAGUUUGCUGGAUUGGAUGGGAACAAAUUCAGAGGAUCUUAGGUGCUGGCUUGUGGAGACAAAAGGAGGAAAAUGGGUAGAGCCUGUUUGUCUU
Piliocolobus tephrosceles (Ugandan red Colobus) is the source of this 2024-nucleotide messenger RNA. RefSeq names its product CNKSR family member 3 (gene CNKSR3). NCBI's taxonomy places the organism in Eukaryota, Metazoa, Chordata, Mammalia, Primates, Cercopithecidae. The transcript has 13 exons. Gene Ontology annotation, biological process: regulation of signal transduction. Gene Ontology annotation, molecular function: protein binding. Gene Ontology annotation, cellular component: membrane; cytoplasm. The record is from RefSeq and is a predicted model, not a curated record. The coding region runs from base 352 to 1779 and encodes 475 amino acids.